UGCAGGGAAAACAUGGAAGAAACAAAGUCGGUUUGUUUCAGGUCUGGAGUAUUGUUGCAGGACUGGAUAACAUUCAAAGCAUUGGCUUUGGAAGAUAACAGCUGGAUGAUGAACGAGAUAGCCGACGAGAAAUAUCGUCGUCUCUUGAGCCAACUUAUCAACUCUUGUAGUACACCUAAUAUCUUAACGAAUUUGGUAACCCUUAUUGUUGAGAAAGCUAUCCUUGAGCCGACCUUUUGCCCUAUGUACGCUAAACUAUGCUCUGAUCUCCAUGACAAGCUGCCUAAGUUUCUACGUGAGCUUGGGGCUGAUAAGGCAACUGAGAAGAUCACAUUCCAGAAGCUAGUGUUGAAUCAAUGUCAAAAGUUGUUCGAGGGAGCUGAAGGGCAUAGUGAAGAGCUUAGAAAGAUGAACGCACCAAAUGAGAAGACAGAACGGAAGGAGAAGGAAAGAUUGUUGAAUCUCCGGGCUCUAGGAAAUCUUCGUUUGAUUGGUGAGCUUCUAAAGCAGAAGAUGGUUCCACAAAGGAUUGCUCACCACAUUGUUCAGGAGCUUUUGGGGAAUGAUAAGAAAAUGUGUCCAUCAGAGGAAAAUGUUGAAGCUGUUUGCCUCUUUCUGAAAACUGUCGGCAAAGAACUUGAUGGGUCAAGUUUAUAUUCAAAAGUGAUAAACGAUAUCCAUUUCAGACGUUUAAAGAAUCUGUCGAAUCAUUCUGAGUUAGUUAUGCGACGGAGAUGUAUGAUUCGGAAUCUCAUCCAUCUGCGCUCCAAUGGCUGGAAGGAAGUGGUCUCCUUGAAAAACAUCAUUAUUAGUGCUUAAGCUUUCUGAGUUGCGAAUUUAGAUUUUUUUUUUUUUUUUUGCUCUUUACAUCUUCUUUGUUAUUGUGCUUUGUCCGAGACAAAUGGGAGUCGAGCAUUUUGGGAUUUAUUU
Messenger RNA from Eutrema salsugineum, 930 nucleotides. RefSeq names its product eukaryotic translation initiation factor. NCBI's taxonomy places the organism in Eukaryota, Viridiplantae, Streptophyta, Magnoliopsida, Brassicales, Brassicaceae. The record is from RefSeq and is a predicted model, not a curated record. Gene Ontology annotation, cellular component: eukaryotic translation initiation factor 4F complex. Bases 13 to 819 code for a protein of 268 amino acids. Gene Ontology annotation, molecular function: protein binding; mRNA binding; translation initiation factor activity. The transcript has 4 exons.